Rhododendron vialii is the source of this 2386-nucleotide messenger RNA. Its product is annotated as probable protein phosphatase 2C 58. Bases 418 to 957 code for a protein of 179 amino acids. Gene Ontology annotation, biological process: protein dephosphorylation. The transcript has 7 exons. NCBI's taxonomy places the organism in Eukaryota, Viridiplantae, Streptophyta, Magnoliopsida, Ericales, Ericaceae. The record is from RefSeq and is a predicted model, not a curated record. Gene Ontology annotation, molecular function: protein serine/threonine phosphatase activity.
UACUUUUUUUGGGCGCCAAAUUAUUUCAUAGCGUUUCUUUCUUUCUUUUUUAUAAGGUCAUAGCGUUUCUUUUUGGAACCUGUAGCGCUCAGUUCCCCCUUUCAAUUCCUCUCUCCCACGACUUCCACGAUUGGAUCCCCAAACAAAACUUUCUUUCUCUAGCCAGAUCUGUAAACACCAGCUCUCUCUCUCUCUCUCUCUCUCUCUCUCUCUCUCUCUCUCUCUCGGACGCAUGAACAGGAACAAGCACCAAGAACUGUGCCGACCGAAAAUCGCCAAUGAUGUCGCCGACUGAGCAAUAUCGGCACCGCAAUCGAUCUCCAUUCCGCCAUCGAAUCGAUAAGAGGAUGUGCAGCCAAAAGUGGUAACAGAGAAUUAGCCAUAUUCAGAGGUAACAUUGAACAAGCUAGCGAUGUGAUGGAAGUUUCACCAGGAUCUCCAAAGUCAAAUGAACAUAAUGGCCAUGCUGAUGAUGGGUCAUCAGAGAAGGAACCUUCCCCAGCUUUCCAUGGACCAAUUCCGGAAGUACAGCUUAUGUGGCAAUCAUUCGAAACAAUCAACUUCUUGUUGCAAAUAAAGGCAUAUAAUUUGACUAGAGACCACAAGCCUAACCUUGCAGCUGAGAAGGAUAGGAUUCUGAAGGCUAGUGGUUUCGUCCAGUAUGGACUUGUCAACUGGACUCUAAACUUGUCAAGAUCUAUUGGAGACAUGGAAUUAAAGAGGAAUAAAUCCCUGCUUGCUGAUGAGCAAAUUGUGACUGCCAAUCCUGAUCUGAACACGUGCAUGUCAAGCCAGCAACUAGUAGACUUUGUUCGAGACCAGUUGAAUACGGAGACUAAGCUUUCGGUGGUGUGCAGGAGGGUGUUUGAUAGGUGCAUUGAAUGCAAAGGUUGCGACAACAUGACCGUGAUCUUGGUUCAAUUCAAGAAAUCGUAUGCAACCUAUGAGACUUUGUAGAGGAAAAACAAACCUCUGUAGUUUUGUAGUGGACAUAUCACUGAAGCCAUUUUAGGUUUAGGAUCGCAAAGGAGAAAAAAAGUAUUCCAAUCCUUUACAUUCGACAGACUAACCAAAUCGAAAAGCCUUAGACAAAGAGAGACAACCCAAAGUCGGCACUUCAACAUUGCCAACUGUUAUUCUCCCUUAAAUUGCUUGUUGCAUCAUCUUGUUCACACACUGUAGCAAAGCGGAAGGAAGGCAAAAGGGUUUCAAUAGUGUUUCAUUAAAACCCAAUUACAAUUUACAGUGUUCUUCUUCCGUGGGAAAUAUUAGACACCAAUUUCAAUUUCCAAUCUGUUGAUAUGCCUUGCAUGCACGUAUUAUUUGUGCCGGUAAUAUGCUUCAUUGCUGAUAUAAAUUUUUACAUAGUUUUCUCACAUAAAUAGUUAGGUUCCAUAUUGCGCACGGAAUGAUUUACCAAUGUCUUUUGCCAAUUGGUCAUGGUAUGGCUGCUUCUGAUCUUUGUUUUGUUCUAGGCUUGGUUCUGUUUGUUUCUUUUUUUAGGUUUGCCUAUCUUUGGGGUGGCCUCAUUAUCAUCUUAUAUAUACUCUUGCUCUCCUCUUAGUAUAUCUUCUUUUGCUGAAUCGAGGAAAAAAUCUUAGCUAGGGGUGAUUAUGAAACAUACACACUACAACAAAUAUAGCUUGAUUAUACUAAGGUUGCCUAAACUAUGCAAAGUUAUCAGCAGUUGUAACUUUGUACAAGCUUAAAACUGAUCAUGGGUGGAUCGAUGACGGUUUUGAUGGUCUUCUGGAGAAACUACGUGAUAUAUUCCCUCUGGAUAUUGUAUUGCUAGACUUUGUAUAUACACAAUUAGAAAUUUUCUGAAAGCAUUUCAACUGGGUUACGAGAAAAUCUGUGCUUGUGUGAAGCAUUUCAACAUAUGUAUUGCUACAUUUGUUCCCUGCGGAUAACUUGGCUGAAAUAAUGAGGUAUAUUCUCUUGACCAUUUAGUGUUAUAGAGAGUUUGGCUUACAAUUUGGAUACUUAAUGACGGGUGUUGCAGAAUGGUGUACUGGUGUAUCUCUUACCUAAAUGGUCUUUGAUCCUUUGAACAACUUAUUAGUUAAAGCUCAAUACAUGUCACAGGGAAACUAAGAAUUUUUUUGUGUUUUGAUAUUUUUGGCAAACUUUGGCGAAGUUUACUUUCUAGAUGAGGUGCACUUACGUUGCCAUGCAGACUAUCAAUUCUAAACUUGAGCUAUUUUCAUUUUCUGAUGUUGUCGAGUCUUAUAUUCCUGUCAAAUAAUUAUGCAAAGCUCUUCAUUGGAAAUCCACAUCUAUCCAAAUGGGUCCAUAUUGUUAUCAUUAGUUUCUUUUGCUUAGUAUUGUUAUAAGUUUCUUUUUAACCCCGGACUUUGUUACAUAAUUUGACACUUAAGCCCCU